UUCUCGGAAUAUUUGGUUUUUGUGACCCCCGGCCGGCAGUGAUGACCGGCCGCGUUGCGGCACUCGGCGCGCACUUUUCAGGUCGAGAGGGCGUCACGGCACUUUGCUGCAUGUUGCCAGGUCCGGACUCCGCAUGGAGGUCACUUGCAGCAAGCCUUUCUGGCAGGGCCGAUUUGGAACUCGUCAUCCCAGGGAUCCUACUGAGCAGCACCUUCCUCUUCAGGCUCACUCACGACGCAACAGACCGCUCGUUCAAGACACGAUUACUCUUUGACAUUGACGCAUGUCCUGAAAAAGGGAGCACUUCGUCUGCAGUCAUGGAGUUGUACGCAACCGGGUUCAAUGCCUGGAACCAAUUGCGAUUUGACAAUUCACAUGAUGCUGGUGAUGAAGAGCCCGAGGACAUCUCAAGCUUCACUUGCAUAUUGCGACAUGAGGCCAUCCAUCAGAUCCAUGCUUUCCUCUCAUACACGCGAGGUAAGUGACGACUCAUAAGCCUGCUGCGUCAUGCAACGUGUCGCUUCUCAAUGAUGCAAUAUGCUGGUUUGAGAGGACCAAGGUAGGUUGUCAAAUUCAGUUCACUGACUUGCUCACUUGGUGCUUAGCGACUUUGAACGAUGGUGCAACUCGGGUAGCCGGCAUGGUUCCGAGAAGUCAUGAAAGAAAUCGCCUACUCAACAGCAAAGCCUACAUACGUUUUCUUGAGGCAGCCAACGGUGUCGUAGUACGUAGGUAACUUGCUUGAAUGCAACUUCAUGGCUGUCCAUGUCACUCACUUCCACCUCUCCAGUCCGCCACACGGAGGACGGGCAGACCCUCU
Molecule: messenger RNA, 820 nt
Organism: Parathielavia appendiculata
Lineage: Eukaryota; Fungi; Ascomycota; Sordariomycetes; Sordariales; Chaetomiaceae
Exons: 1
Source: RefSeq, a predicted model, not a curated record